This is a messenger RNA of Eruca vesicaria subsp. sativa (arugula), 498 nucleotides long. Lineage: Eukaryota; Viridiplantae; Streptophyta; Magnoliopsida; Brassicales; Brassicaceae. The record is from the annotation of a GenBank genome assembly.
CAGCAAGUUCAUAUCCAAGCCAACCUCUUUAAAACUUUAGGUUUUAAAAUCAUGCCGAAGAACAAAGGUAAAGGAGGAAAGAACAUAAAGAGAGGCAAAAAAGAAGCAGAAGACGAUAAACGAGAGAUCAUCUUCAAAGAACACGGUCAAGAAUACGCUAUAGUCCUCCGCAUGUGCGGAAACGGACGGUGUGAAGCCAAGUGCAUAGACGGAAACACAAGGAUGUGUCACAUCAGAGGUAAGAUGCAUAAGAAGGUUUGGAUUAGCGCUGGUGACAUUAUUCUUGUGGGACUAAGGAUGGAUAUGGACAAUGACACCAAAGCUGACAUCAUCCAUAAGUAUACUCCUGACGAAGCUCGUUUUCUCAAGAGUUGUGAUGAGCUCCCUCGUGACCUUCGUCUUAACGAAGGUGUUGCUGGUGUGUUUGAGGUUGACGAUCACGUUGAACCUGGUGAUGACUAUUUUGAGUUUGGUGAUGAUGAGAUUGAUAGGCUCUAA